UUAUGGCAGAGAAGGAAGUCGGAGCGGAGAGGAGGCGCAGAGCCCGCCGGAGGGACACGGAGAGGAGUGCGGGGAGCGCAGGCCGGCGGAGAUGAGCGCAGGAGAGCUGCACAGGUGAAAAUAAAAUCCCGAAGGAGCGGUUGAGUUGUGUCUGUGUCGGCAGCCAUGGAGUGGGAUAAGCCAUCAGUUUGGGGGUCUCUGAAACAAAAGACUCGUCCUUUAUUUCAGAACUUAUCAGUCAAGCGUACCAAGAGAAGCUCGCGUAAGAUCUUAGACAUCCAGAAAAGGCACCUUACUGAUCGGAUGAGCGUCUCCGUGCCAAAUAUGAUGGAGAUCGGAUGUACCAUCGAGGAGGAGACGGAUUAUACGGACUGCACCAUUGAAUCUACCUCCAUUUCAAACAGCCAUUCAUCUCCGGUAAUGUCCCACAGACAGUACAUUACACAUUCGAAAGAAAGCAGUUCCUGGCUACACGAAAACAGAGUCCAUAUGGAAAUUACAGUUACAGAUACUGAUCUAAAAAAUUCAGACUCCGAAACCAAAGAAGACCAAAUGGAGGACGAUGACAAAUACGAAGAUAAGAAUAUAUUGGAAUUUCUACAGAGGGAAGUCAUGUCGGACAGCUUGAGUGAUAAGAGAUUUGAGGAUGGCUCAGGAAGCAUUGACUUGAACUCUUCAAUAUCAUCGCAACAUUCGGAUGAGUUUAAUGGCAUGGAAAGUUUUGACAGCCUGAGUAUUCAAAGCCUGAUGUCCUAUCUGCUGACCAUCCAUCUGAGAGAGGGCCGCAACCUGGUCAUCAGGGACCGCUCAGGUACCAGUGAUCCUUAUGUAAAGUUCAAACUAAACAAGAAGACCUUAUAUAAAAGUAAAGUUGUCUACAAGAACCUGAAUCCGAUGUGGGAUGAAGUUUUCGUAUUGCCUAUUCAGAAUCUUGAUCAAAAGCUGCAUAUUAAGGUUUAUGAUCGAGAUUUCACAACGGAUGACUUCAUGGGAUCUGCUUUCCUAGAUCUUCAAGAGCUUGAACUAAACAAAACUGCUGAAAAAGUGUUCCGGCUUGAAGAUCCCAAUAGCCUUGAGGAAGACAUGGGGGUGAUUGUGGCAGAUGUCAGUCUGUCCAUCAGGAUAAGAGAUGCAAAAAAUAAUCAGAGAUGGUCGUCGCGAAGAAAACUUGGUGUUUCCAAGGCAACCUCUAUGCAGUGCCUGCAGUUGUCCGAGUCACUGAAAAAGAGCCAGCUCUGGAAUGGAACGGUCAGCAUUACAUUGCUGGAAGGGAUUAAUCUGCCGGAUGGAAGUGCCUGUGAUUCUUUUGUAAGGUUCAGGCUCGGAGAUCAGAAGUACAGAAGCAAGACACAGUGUAAGAAUGGAAAUCCUCAAUGGAGGGAACGCUUUGAUUUUCACUACUACUCUGACAGGAUGGGGAUAUUGGAGAUGGAAGUAUGGGGACAAGAUGGCCGCAAACAUGAGGAGCUGCUUGGCUUGUGCAAAGUGGAUAUCGCUGCGUUGCCCAUUGAGCAAAUCAAUCGCCUGGAAGUGCCUCUGGAGCAGAACCAGGGCUCUAUACACUUGAUGAUAGCUCUUACACCCUGUUCGGGAGUCUCCAUUUCUGACCUUUGUGUUUGUCCGCUGGCGGACCCAGGGGAGAAGGAGCAGAUAAGGGAAAGAUACUGCUUGAAAAACUCGCUCCAGAACUUAAGAGACAUUGGUUUCCUGCAAGUCAAAGUACUUAAAGCAGAGGAUCUUCUAGCUGCAGACUUUUCAGGUAAAAGUGAUCCUUUCUGCGUCCUAGAAGUGGGAAAUGAUCGGCUUCAAACGCAUACGGUUUACAAAAAUCUAAAUCCUGAAUGGAAUAAAGUCUUUACUUUUCCCAUCAAGGAUCUUCAUGACACGCUAGAGGUGACCGUUUUUGAUGAAGAUGGAGAUAAAGUUCCUGAUUUUCUUGGGAAAGUCGUGAUUCCUCUACUGUCUGUAAGGAAUGGGCAACAAAUUGCUUACUUGUUAAAAAACAAAGACUUGGCCACAGCCUCGAAAGGAGUGAUCUAUUUAGAGAUUGAUGUGAUAUUUAAUCCAGUCAGAGCAAGUAUUAGGACACUUAACCCAAGAGAGACGCGCUUUAUGGAAGACAACCCCAAGUUCUCAAAAAAGAUCUUAUCGAGGAAUGUUUACCGUGUCAAAAAGAUCACGCUGGCGGUCUGGAACACAAUGCGUUUCGUAAAGAGCUGUUUUCAGUGGGAGUCGACGAAAAGGAGCCUGAUGGCUUUCUUGAUAUUUUUGCUAACAGUUUGGAAUCUGGAGCUUUUCAUGAUACCUCUGUUUCUGCUGCUGCUUUUUGCCUACAACUUUGCCAUGAUCACAACGGGGAAAGUCUGCACCCAGGACAAUCUGGAUGGAAUGGAUAUUGGUGACGAUGAUGAAGAUGAUGAAAAGGAGUCUGAGAGAAAGAGCAUCAGGGACCGAAUUCAGAUGGUACAAGACAUCGUUAUCACAGUUCAGAAUAUUUUAGAAGAGAUUGCGUGCUUUGGCGAGCGAAUCAAAAACACAUUUAACUGGAGUGUUCCAUUCCUGACCCUGCUUGCCUGCUUCUUACUCCUUGUCGGAACAAUUAUUUUGUAUUUGAUACCUUUAAGGUACAUCAUUCUGAUAUGGGGCAUCAAUAAAUUUACAAAGAAGCUUCGAAACCCAUAUGCCAUUGACAAUAAUGAGUUUCUGGAUUUUCUCUCCAGGGUACCAUCUGAUGUUCAAAAGGUGCAAUAUGCUGAAUUAAGACCCGGCAAUAACCAAGGUGCCCUUAGGAAGAAGCGGAGUGGCUUGUAACAGAGUUCAUUAUUUAAGUUCUCCUUUUUUUUUUCCCCCGCUAUAAAAUCAUGCACUAACUCAUCACAGCCGGGACUGUACUCCUAGAACAGUGCAGGGGUGCUGGUUACCCCCUCCAUCCAAAGUUGCUUUUUCAUAUUUCUCACAAAUCAAACAGGCUUUCUGACUGGCUUUGGAAAAGUCUAUAUACCAAUGAUUUGCCAUUAUGGAUCGGGAAUGAAGAUCUAAAAUUAAAAGGAAAAUUAAUCUUAUGUCUUUUUAUUAAUGUUAUGGUAAAUGGUAUUUUUGUUGUUUGUGUUCUGGUGGGGGCAAAAAAAUGACUGUUUGACAAAGGCCUUAACAUUUUCAUUGUGAAGGACCUCGCCAUGAGUAUGUCCAAUGUGCUAAAUUCCUCUUUUUCUGAAUUAUUUGUAUUAUGAUGUGCUGUGGUCAAAAUGAUAGAAUAGCCUUUCUCAACCUUUUUACAAUGGAGGAACCUCAGGUCUCAGAGAAUUCCUGCAGGAAUGAAUACCGUAGAUCUACAGCUCAUGAUACAUUGGCCAAACCACAUUAGUAGUCAACGAGGGCUUCUGUGCACUCAUGCUCUAUUACACUGGUGGUUAGUGAAAAAAACAUUUUUUUUAGUGGUGGUCACUGUAGAACCUUAAACACUGGGGAACAAGGAAGAAUUUUCCUCCUAAUGACAGUGAAACAUGAUCCCAUUUCAGUGGUUCUGCUGAGCGUUGUUGGUACCAGAACUAUGUGGGCACCAUCAGGCAAAAAAUGCAUCCAUUACUGCUCAAUAAACCCUUGGAUAAUCUCUAGGGGGAACCCAGUGUGGCCACCUUCAGGCAAUAAAUCAGUCCAUCACUGUUCAAGGAACCCUUGGCAAUAUCUGGAGGAACCCAGUUGUUCUGCUUAGUGGUGAUGUUACCAGAUCUAUGUUGGCACCUUCAGGCAAGAAAUCCAUCCAUCACUGCUCAAGGAACCCUUGGCAACAUCUGGAGGAACCCAGUAAUGCUGAUCAGUGGUAAUCGUACCAGAACUAUGUGGGGGCACCAUCAGGCAAAGAAAUCCAUCCAUCACUUCUCAAGGAGCUCUUGUCAAUCUCUGGAAGAACACAGUGAUUCUGCUGAGUGGUGUUGGUACCAGAAUUAUAUGGGCACCUUUUGUCAAGAAAUUAAUCCAUCACUGCUUAAGGAACCCUUGGCAAUACUUGUAGGAUCCCAGUGGUUUUUCUCAGUGGUGGUGUUACCAGAACUAUGUGGGCACCUUUCGGCAAGAAAUCAAUCUAGCUCUGUUUAAUGAACCCAUGGCAAUAUCUGGAAAAACCCAGUGGUUCUGCUUAGUAAUGUUGGUACCAGAACUAUGUGGGGACCUUCCAGCAAGAGAUCAAUCCAUCACUGCCCAAGAAACUCUUGUCCAUAUCUGGAGGAACCCAGUGAUUCUGCUGAGUGGCGUUGGUACCAGAACUAUGUGGGGACAAUUGGGCAAGAAAUCAAUCCAUUACUGCUCAAGGAACCCUUAGCAAACUCUGGAGGAAAAGUGUCUCCCGUAUGUAUUGAGCACAUGGAACCCUGGUUGAGAAUGGCUGGUAUAGAAACAGGGCUUUGAUGUCAUUUGGGAGUAAUGCUGUAAAAAAAACGUUAAUAGUCGACAAAAUGGGAAGAAUAACCUUGUUGUAAACAACACCAUCUCUUUUAUGCAGUUUUUCAGUCCUACCUUAACCAGAUCUCCUGGUGCUGCAUAUAUGUACAAACUAUAUUACAUCUGCACCAAAUAAAAAAGAAGCAUUUGCACCUUA
Messenger RNA from Rana temporaria (common frog), 4594 nucleotides. RefSeq names its product multiple C2 and transmembrane domain containing 2 (gene MCTP2). The record is from RefSeq and is a predicted model, not a curated record. Gene Ontology annotation, cellular component: synaptic vesicle membrane. Gene Ontology annotation, molecular function: calcium ion binding. The transcript has 23 exons. Gene Ontology annotation, biological process: regulation of neurotransmitter secretion. Bases 166 to 2811 code for a protein of 881 amino acids. Lineage: Eukaryota; Metazoa; Chordata; Amphibia; Anura; Ranidae.